AUGCUCCGACGAAGCCUCGCCGCCCGAGUUUUCUCCCGAACCGGAGCCGUUCAGCAAGCUCCCAAGGUUGUCGAGGUCGUAGAAGGUUCCUUCCAGCGAUCUACCGCUAAGGGACACCUCGCUGUUCCCCCAAUCUGGUCCCAACAGUAUGAUAUGGGAAGCCGAAUGAGCAUGAUCUGGUGGGGAAUGCUCGCUCUUUUCACCGUUCACUUCGCCUACUGGGAAUUCGGAUUUAUCCGACGAACCACCGCUGCCCACGAGCGACGAAUUGAGAUGACUCUCUCCGAGCCUGAAGGUCUCAUGUACUGCGACGCCGUCCUCAACGCCAAGAUCCGAGAGCUUCACCGAGUCCGAGCCGCCGAAGAGGAAGACGAUGAGUAA
This is a messenger RNA of Oikopleura dioica, 381 nucleotides long. Lineage: Eukaryota; Metazoa; Chordata; Appendicularia; Copelata; Oikopleuridae. The record is from the annotation of a GenBank genome assembly.